Messenger RNA from Pleuronectes platessa (European plaice), 557 nucleotides. Its product is annotated as eotaxin. Gene Ontology annotation, cellular component: extracellular region. The record is from RefSeq and is a predicted model, not a curated record. Gene Ontology annotation, molecular function: chemokine activity; CCR chemokine receptor binding. The transcript has 3 exons. The coding region runs from base 80 to 355 and encodes 91 amino acids. Lineage: Eukaryota; Metazoa; Chordata; Actinopteri; Pleuronectiformes; Pleuronectidae. Gene Ontology annotation, biological process: neutrophil chemotaxis; cellular response to interleukin-1; positive regulation of GTPase activity.
UUUGUCUCAGAAACCCAGAACAGCAGCCGUGCUCUUCACCUCCAUCACCUUCAGCUCCAGACAUUUACAUUGAGCCGCCAUGAGGGCCCCUCACGUCCUGCUGCUGUGUGUCCUGGGAGCUGCACUGCUCUCCUCAGUGCUCUGCAACCAUGCACUGGGUCCCAUUGCCUGCUGCUCUGGUUUUUACCAAGGAAAACUGAAGAGAGCUCAAAUCAGUUCCUAUCAGUUGACUGAUCCGAGGUGUCCGAAGAAGGCCGUCGUUUUCACGACACAGAAUUCUCGUAAAUUCUGUAUGCGUCCAACGCUCGGAUGGGUUCAGAGCAUCAUGAAACAAUUGGAUGAAGAAAACUUGUAAACCAGCUGCCCGUCUGCAAAUCAACAAAACAAAAAGAAGUUACUCCUUUGUCUGUUGCUGCAUCAAAUCAAAUUCUGUGAAAUGAUUUCACUGUUAAAGUGCAAACCCGCCAUGACUGAUCCCAGCUUCUGUCUGCUCACUGUCUUUUGUGUGUGUAUUAUCCACAAUUAUGAUAAACAAUAAACAUUUUACAUUUACAGUU